This is a messenger RNA of Penicillium oxalicum, 705 nucleotides long. RefSeq names its product HCNGP domain-containing protein. Gene Ontology annotation, cellular component: nucleus. Gene Ontology annotation, biological process: regulation of DNA-templated transcription. Bases 1 to 705 code for a protein of 234 amino acids. The transcript is spliced from 3 exons. The record is from RefSeq and is a predicted model, not a curated record. NCBI's taxonomy places the organism in Eukaryota, Fungi, Ascomycota, Eurotiomycetes, Eurotiales, Aspergillaceae.
AUGCUUGGCCUUGCCGCAUACGAGAGCAGCAGCGAUGACGAGGACGUAGUGAAGCCCUCAGCGCAACCUUCACAAGCAGAGACUGAGCAACAGCCAACCAUCCUGGGAUCCCCAGCUCAAACCCAAAGCAUAACGAGCAACAUCCCAGAUACCAAGUCAAGAUUAGCGCAGGAUGCUCCAGCAACCACUGGGCCUCCGGAGGGCCCUGUUCUUGGACCUGCGUCCGGCCCGGCGCCCAUGAGCGACACGCAAUCACCGGGAGGCCCUUCAGCAAGCGGGCGUUCCUCGCCUUUCUCAACGACACGAGCUUUGGUGCAUGAUCUUACACUUCCCCCAGUUCCGAAUCUGGAUAUCCCCCCAUCUCCUCCGGGGUCUCCUAAUCCAGCGCUGAACGGCAAAUUCGAGCAUUUCCUCUCUCUCAAGAAACAGGGCGUCCACUUCAAUGCGAAACUUGCCUCUUCCUCUUCGCUACGAAAUCCUAGCUUGCUGAAAAAAAUGAUGGAACAUGCGGGAAUUGAAGAACACGAGCAAUACAACACGUCAUUGCCAUCCGAACUUUGGGAUGUAUCCAAUUAUCCCCAAUGGGCUUUCAAGGAAGAGCUUCUCAGGACGCAGCAGGGAAUACGACAGAGCAAAGAAGCGAAGAGCGCUGCCGGUCAACGCACCUCCAUCGAUUUUGUUUCCGAGACUGCCACGAAGAAAUGA